Molecule: messenger RNA, 4682 nt
Organism: Acanthaster planci (crown-of-thorns starfish)
Lineage: Eukaryota; Metazoa; Echinodermata; Asteroidea; Valvatida; Acanthasteridae
Product: polyunsaturated fatty acid 5-lipoxygenase-like
Biological process (GO): lipid oxidation
Molecular function (GO): protein binding; oxidoreductase activity, acting on single donors with incorporation of molecular oxygen, incorporation of two atoms of oxygen; metal ion binding
Source: RefSeq, a predicted model, not a curated record
UCUCGACGCUGUGGGUCUAUUUGAAAUAAUUAUGACAGACACUAUGGGGGCGCUAUUUGGUUUGUGUAAAAUCUUUUCUGUCUGGUCAAAAUUUACCCACUUCUGUGUCCGCCUUACUUCACAAAAGCUAAGUCAAUAACGACAACCAGUAAAACACAUAAACACCACACCUUUGGCCCUGACCGUCGACCGCGCACAGCCUAGUAACUCGCAGAAAAGUCAAUCCAGAGGGGAGACAAGCAAUCAACGUGACAGCACACGCGACAGCCAUAGACAUGGAUAUGCUCGAGUAAACUCUUUGUGCACUUAUUGUAACUACAUUAGAAUGACAAAGAACAGCCUCUAAUCAGACACCUACAACGCAUAAUUUCUCGACGAAACAGUUGGUGAAACACAUCGCCUGUCCGGACGCGACCAAAGGACAACCCAUAUUUUUCCAGAGAGGAGCAAAUCUGUCACUACGGCCACUACCAACGGUGGUGUCGGAAGAUCCUCGGUGGCAAAUUAUUUCAGGGACCAAAGAAAAUUAAAACAUGGAUCAUUCCUCCAUGGUAAAACUUACUUCCACAUACAUAGAUUGUACACAGAUUGGCGCUCAUGGGCGCCGAAAUUCUUUUAUCCGACGUCUUUUAUCCGAAUGUCUUUUAAAGUUUUAUCUGUAACUGUACUAGAAAAGUAAAACGUACGUGUACCGCUUUUGCAUUGUGUCCAACUCCUGUUCACUGAUCCAAGGUUGAACCUGUUGUGUUGGCGAGGUCAAAGCAGGAAGGUCACUUCAAUAAGUUCUAAGCUGUGUUCUGUGUACAAUAUUGGAAAGCACUGUAAACAUCAGUUUAAGCCAGGCUGAACGUCUCCAGCAUUGCCAUUAGGAAGGAGCAUCGCCGUCCGCUGCGUUCGGUGGAGAGCUUAGACCGCAACUUACAAGCCUUUUCCCACCAUGUCCCGUCUUCUGUGUUGCUGCGGCAACAAGUCGCCUAACCAUGUUUCCGACGGUCAGGCUACUGCAAUGAAAGAAGCGUCAUCCGACGACUUGGCCGGUGCUCACACCCACUACAAGAUCCUUGUGAAGACUGGCGAUCGCAAAGGCGCUGGUACAGAUGCUAACAUCUACAUCAUCCUGCACAACGAGAAUGGAGUCACUUCCAAGAAGAUCAAGCUGGAUCGGCUGUUCCACGAUGACUUCGAGAGAGGGAAAACCGAUGAGUUUAAGGCCAAACUCCCAGCUGACUUCGGCGCUGUACAUGAGAUCGAGCUCUGGCGGGACGAACACGGUGCCUUCGACCCGUGGUACCUGGAGAAAAUCGAUAUCUUCGAGACGCCCAAGGAGGGGCCUAAGAAGGGGCCGUACGAGUUCCCCGUCCACCGGUGGAUUCCGGCCAAGAAGAGGGUCAUGUUCCGUCAGUAUGACUCACUCUUGCCUCAGCAUGACCCACGCAAAGAUUCACAACGCAAGGAGGAGAUGGAGGAAAUAAAGAAGAUUUAUGAGUUGAAGAGCCAAGCUCCUGAGGCAGGCAUACCUCUCCAGGUGGCCGAGCUGCCAGGUGACGAGAAGUUCUCCUUUGAGUAUUUGUAUGACCUCGUUAAGAGAAAGGCUAACCUACUCCUGCAGAGCAAACUGUCCAAGACAUUUACGGGCAAGUGGCGCAACCUGGAUGAUCUCAAGAACGUCUACCAUGGAGUUUUCUCCAAACCUGAUGGAAUGCGGACGUGGCGCUCUGACAUUGAGUUCGGUCUGCAGCGACUGAUCAGAUGCAACCCUACCCAGAUUCGACUCUUCACGGAAGUCCCAGAGAAGUUUGGUGUGACCGAUGAGAUGGUUGGACCAUUCUUGGAAGGCAUGACAAUCCAGGAGGCUAUCGCGAAGAAGAAGCUGUACUACAUCGACUAUGAAAUUCUACAAAACCUUCCCGUUAAACAGGGAACACCGGUUGUUUCACCGAUUGGACUGUUCUUUGUGGAUAAGGACAAGCAUCUUAUCCCUGUUGCUUUGCAGUUGGAGCAACAGAAAGGACCAGAUAACCCGGUCUUUCUGCCCAGCGACCCGGAGUACACUUGGCUCCUGGCCAAGAUGUGGUUCAACUCUGCCGACGCGUCCUACCACCAGUCCUGCACCCAUCUGGGCUUGACCCAUUUGGCGAUGGAGUGCGUGGCAGUUACAAUGCAUCGCACUCUCUCUCCUUCACAUCCGCUCUUUCGGCUCUUGGCGCCGCACUUCCUGUUUCUCAUGGCCAUCAACAGCCGUGGUCUUGCUCUUCUGAUGUCUGUCGACGGAUGGGUGGAUAAAACGAUGAACAUCGGACGAGAUGGCAUGUAUGAACUGAUUGGCCGCGCCUUCAAGCGUUGGCGCCUGAAUGUGGAAGGUACCAUCAUCAACGAUUUGAAGGCACGCGGGGUCGAUGACACCCAAGCACUUCCCAACUAUCACUAUCGAGAUGAUGGAGUGCUGAUUUACGAGGCGAUGGAGAAAUACGUCAGAGUUGUUGUCGAAUCACAUUACGAAACUCCUGACAUGAUUACUGAGGACUAUGAACUCCAAGAAUGGGGGCGUUUGAUGGCCACGUCACAGGAUGAUGGAGGAGCUGGGUUUCAGGGUAUUCCGGCUGACGGCAAUUUCGCGAACGUCGAGGAUGUCAUCAGUACCGUUGCGCCCAUCAUGUUCACCUGCAGCGUGUCUCACUGCGUGGCCAACUUCUCUAUGUACGAUGACUACGCCUUCCCUCCCCACUGCCCGACAGGGAUGAGGAUGCCCCCACCCACCGAUAAGUCUCCACGGACUGAGAAAGACAUCUUAGACAACCUGCACGAUAAGACAUUGACGGUUGAUGUCAUGAUAGUCACUCGUCUGCUCAGUGAGAAGGCCACCAAUAGUUUGGGUGACUUUGAAAUGCAGUACGGAUUCUGUCCUGUCGCUGUCAAGGCCCUGGAACAGUUUCGGAAGGACCUAAAGCAGAUUGAGAUCAUCAUCGAUGAGCGAAACAAAAAUCGGGAGUUUCCUUAUGAUUACUGUCAUCCUAAGGAAAUCCCAAAUGCUAUCAGUAUCUAACUACGAAUCCUUUACACUCCAUGGAGUACAGGGUGAGGAGAUAAAACGGGCGAGUUUGGAAACACUCCACUUUCCAACUGUUUGGAAAUGGUUAAUGUCAUAAAGAAUUGUCUACUGUAUUUCAAACAACCGAAUAAGUAAAAAUUGAAGUUUCUGAAAGCGAUGUAGUAAAGACAUCGAGGCUACCGCAUCAAGAGUAAAGACAUCGAGGCUACCGCAUCAAGAAACACAAUGAUUUGUAUUUCUUUUUUUUUCUAAUUAAAGUUUUGAGAUUAACCCAAUCAAUUAGCUUUUUUCAGAAAAGCACAGCUAGGGAUUUGUAGCUGUUGCUUGCGUGUCGCUUACGAGUUCGCUUUGAAACCAUCCGUGACUUCAUGAUAUAAGAUAGAUUCUGUUAUGCACUAUUCAGAUAUUGGUAUGCUUGAAUGGCGAUGCUUUAGGUUACUUUGUUUUCGUAAUUUGCGCAGCAGUGUAUUUUUUUCAUUGUUUAUAGGUUAUGUUUUAUAGCACUUUGUGACAAGUUUAUACAAUUAAUAUUCUGCUAUGGACGUUUAGGUUUAGGUUUACGUUGCCGGUAGUUUUUAAUGUACUGCGAAUUAGUCUGUAUCCAAAGGUUUUUAUGGUAUUUUUGUAGUAGGGCCUAUACGUUUAUAUUUGUACGUGGUUUCGUAAAGAGGGUGGCGGUUUUUAGAAGGUCUUUAAGCAUUUUUCAAAUCAUUUGCUUGUACAUGUAUACGCGUGUGUUAUUUUUGUCUGUUACAUGAAGCUAGCUGAAGUUUGUUUUUUAGUGUCAUGGUAAUGUGAAGCAACGCAUCCCAUUAUACUUGUUUACGUUGUUUGAGUACCCUGUCCGUAAGUGUGACGUCACUUCAGUUUAAACCACGCCCACUGCACACAGAACUAAGUGGAUCCAUGGAACUGGAAGUUUACGUGCAAUUUUUAGUGUUCGUCCAAUGGAAGCUUGUAAUCAGUGGUGCAUGCGCGUGUAUGACGAAGUCACUUAUGAACCGGAUAGUGGCCAACAAUUGUAGAACGUUCCAAUUUCUAUUUCAGAGUUCUCCACCGUUUACAACAUUCACCAAGCACAGUUUUCAGUUUUUGAAUGUAAAUUAAAAACUAACAGUCACUUUUUGUAAUUUGGUUAUCACGAUUGUUUUAGUUUCAUGUUUAAAUGUGGACCUAAUCAUCUAACUUUGUUAAUUUUGUCUUAUGAUUUUUCUGUGCUUAUUUGGUUUGCUCUUGGGUUUGAGGGCGCUUUUUAAAGAACUGUUUUUAUCAGUGAAAUGUCAUGGUUAUUAUCAGAUUUCAUCCUUUCUUCUCCCAACCUGUUCCGCGUUUCAAGCCUUUCAGUUCAGUCGAUGGACCGUUUAAACAUUUUUCUUUCCACUCCCAAUACAUGGUAGAAAGCUUUGGGUGUUUUUCACAAAGGUUUUCCAUUCCUUAUCCAAAUUUCAUUCUUACCGAUAUUUUUCACCACCAAUACAUGUACUACAAAAUCCUUUGGGAGGAACUAGGUAUUGUCCUGAACCCAAUUAAAAGAUUUGUUUUUGGAAGGGGCUUCUAUAACCAAGUUUAAUAAAUCCAUGCUGUCUUCCGAUUUCUUGCCGCCAAAUAAAUAGAAAAAUAACUACAACUUCCA